Messenger RNA from Pundamilia nyererei, 555 nucleotides. RefSeq names its product calcium homeostasis modulator 1b (gene calhm1b). The transcript is spliced from 2 exons. NCBI's taxonomy places the organism in Eukaryota, Metazoa, Chordata, Actinopteri, Cichliformes, Cichlidae. The coding region runs from base 1 to 555 and encodes 184 amino acids. Gene Ontology annotation, cellular component: plasma membrane. Gene Ontology annotation, molecular function: monoatomic cation channel activity. The record is from RefSeq and is a predicted model, not a curated record.
AUGUCGUGGUCAUUUUGCUGGAUUUAUCAUUUCUGCAUUUCACAGGCAUGCGGAUGGAUGGUUUUGCUCAUGAUGACCUUCACUGCCUUCCUGAUCCGAGCUAUUCGGCCAUGCUUCACCCAGGCCGCCUUCCUCAAAACCAAAUACUGGUCCCAUUAUAUUGACAUUGAACGCAAGAUGUUCGAUGAAACCUGUAAGGAGCACGCCAAGAGCUUUGCCAAGGUUUGCAUCCAGCAAUACUUUGAGAACAUCAGCGGAGAGAUGAGAAGCUUCCACCGCCAUCACAGCAAACACGAGAGCGACAACGAAGAUGAAGACACGUGGAAGAGUGAUGAGGAAAAGCUGUUGGGUAUCAGAGCCCAGGAUGAUAUGAACAAAGUUUUGUGGAACUGGCACACCUGUAAGCCACCUCUGGCUCUGAGAAAAGAACAUGAAGAUGAUGAAAAAAAGGGGGAAAUGAAUGGAAACAUUAACGGGGAAAUAAACGGGUUUGUAAAGAGCCACACUCACGAUGUGGAGAAAAAAGAGUGGGCGGUGUAUUACAGUAAGGUCUAA